AAACUGAGCAGCGCUCCCUGGUGUGCGAUAUUACGCGGAAAACAGGCCCGGGUGACUGGUGAGGCCCCAAGUGGGAACCAUUGGCUCUCUCGUUAAUAGUAACGCAAAUUUUGCAAGCUUGCAGGGGGGCUGUUUUUCUUCAAGGCUGCCACUCACCAAAGGUUCCUGGCAAUUGCCUGAGGAUUAAAAAAACGCCUGUCUUGCUAGUUCCUUCUUGCUUUACUGAGCUCUUAAGUCAAGUCUGGUGUAGUGACUCGCUUGCACUCGUGCCAGCCCAAACCUGGGUGCAGCUGGUAGCUGGCUCCAAACUUCACUCAGCGCAGCCCCAGGAGCCCGCAAGAGCACGUGAGGGUUCUCCUCCGCAAAACCAGAACGAGCCGGUACCUCGCACGCCUGGAAGAGCGCUCAGCUUUCCAAAUGGCAAGUGAUGGGUUGGAGGGAGGAGGAGGAAGAGGAGGAGGAUCAUGCAGGAGGCACGCUGCUCUGGGGACACGCAUGCAAUGAUCAGGGGCAGAGAUCGACCAAACUGAACCCAGCUCCAACCCCAGCCCGCUUCCACACCACACCCCGCCUCAGUGCGAAGAGGGAAGGCUCCGGGUGCUGGGCUGAAAAAGAUGCCACUCAAGGUCGCCGCGGUUCCAGGGAUUUCGUAGGACGGACGCAGCAGCAGCAGCAGCAGCAGCGGCGGCGGGAUCACCACAUUUCAGGGGCAUCAUCCAGGAGUAGAGCGGAUCCCUCUGGGGGUACUGUGUGGAAAAUGUAUUCCAGUCAUAAAGAUAUUGGCUAUGAUUUUGAAGAUGACUCCAAAGAGAGGGAGAAGAAACUUAAGCCGAAUCCAGACAUUGAUGGAGGAUGGGCUUGGAUGGUUGUCCUUUCUUCAUUCCUGGUGCAUGUUCUUGUUAUGGGAUCACAAAUGGCUCUUGGCAUUCUCAACAUGGAAUGGCUUGAAGAAUUUAACCAAAGUCGAGGCCUGACAGCAUGGGUCAGCUCUCUCAGUAUGGGUAUUACCCUGAUUGUAGGUCCUUUUAUUGGUUUGUUCAUUAAUACCUGUGGAUGCCGCAAGACAGCAAUAACUGGAGGAAUCUUGAAUGCCCUAGGAUGGAUAUUGAGUUCCUAUGCUUCAAAUGUACAUUACCUCUUUGUUACAUUUGGAGUUACAGCUGGAAUUGGGAGUGGCAUGGUGUACCUACCUGCUGUGGUCAUGGUAAGUGAAUACUUUCAGAAGAGAAGAGCACUUGCACAAGGACUUAGUACAACAGGAACAGGGUUUGGUGCUUUCGUCAUGACCGUUUUGCUGAAGCAUCUUUGUAUGGAGUUUGGCUGGAGAAAUGCAAUGUUCAUCCAGGGUGCAGUCUGUCUGAACCUGUGUGUUUGUGGAGCACUCAUGAGACCAAUUCAUUACAAGGAGGAAGCUGCUGGAAAAAUGGUAGGGAGUAACAAAAGCAAAGGUAAGAGUCAAACGAAAGCUCUCUCCUGCUCUACAGAAACACUGACCUCUAAUGGUGUCUUAAGUGAAGAAGGAAAAGAAGCAAGAGAAGGACAAAGUAAGGAUAAGACACUUGGCAAUCCACCAGCCUUGGAAAACCAAGCUGCAACCAGACACAGGAAGAAAAGCUAUGCUCUUUGGCUUUGCAUUCUGAAGACAAUGAGCCAACUGACUAUUACGAUCCAGAAAGGCUUUAGGACCUGGUAUUCGAGUUACUUUGGAGCUGCAUCUCUCUUCACCAACAGAAUUUUUGCAGCCUUUGUGUUCUGGGCUUUGUUUGCAUACAGUACCUUUGUGAUCCCUUUUAUUCAUCUUCCAGAAAUUGUCAAACAGUAUAAUUUGUCUGCACAGAACGAUAUUUUCCCUUUGACCUCAAUUAUUGCCAUUGUUCAUAUUUUUGGUAAGGUCAUUCUUGGCAUUGUCUCUGAUUCACCCUGCAUCAGUGCUUGGAAUGUCUUCAUGGUGGCUAACUUUACUCUUGUCACCUGCAUUCUUACUUUGCCACUAAUGCAUACAUAUGUUGGACUGGCAGUGGUCUGUGCCCUAAUAGGAUUUUCCAGUGGAUAUUUUUCACUCAUGCCUGUCGUAACUGAAGAUUUAGUGGGGAUUGAGCAACUAGCAAAUGCCUAUGGAAUCAUCAUUUGUGCCAAUGGGAUAUCAGCACUGCUGGGACCACCAUUUGCAGGCUGGAUUUACGACCUCACACAAAAAUAUGACUUUUCUUUCUACAUAUGUGGUUCACUAUACAUGAUUGGAAUACUCUCUUUGCUCGUCCAACCCUGUAUUGGAAGGGAAAAGCCAUCUACAGAAAAGACCACUGAAAAUGUAAAAGUAUAGGACAGUUUUUUUGAACAUUUUUAAAAAUAGAACUUUCUUAAUUUUGUUUUCUAGAAGCAGUACCCAAACUCUUAUCUGAUGGGACCAAAUGGACUGAAGUGUACCAGAUUUGGACACUGAAUUAAGUUCACAUUGUCCCUAUCAAUGGACUGGUAGGGAAAGCCUUCAGUGAUACUUCUGUGACACAUCUAAGAUGAUCUAUUUUAUAGCUGACCAUCUCAGCACCUGCACAAUUGUUUAGGCUGAUCAGAGGCUGAACAUUAGUGUUUAUUUUCUUUUAUUACUCACCGGGGCUUGAUAUGAGCAUAACUCUGGAAUGGAAUUACUCUAAGGUCAGAAUAAUUCAUCUUGGUUGUUCCAGGUGAUUAAUGAAGAGAUGUCAAUUGCCCGCCUGUGUUAAUAAGUACACAAAUGAACAACAAACAUUUCUUUCUUAAAAGGCCUCCUGGUACAGACCAUUAUUUUGAGCCUUUCGUUUUGUGAUAAUUUAUGUGUGUCAGUAGGCCACAAAGCAGUUUAUUCUGCACAAGCUACUUAAAAUAUCUUCAGGUAGUAAUUGGUAAAGACUACAAUGGCUACAAAAGACAAAAGCUUUAAGUGGUUGCCAGUGUGGGACAUGUGUCAUGUUUCUGGGAGUAAAAGGGUCAGUAGGCAGCCUGGAUAAUCUACUGUUGCUAAUGUUGACUUAAGAGCUGGUGAGCUUAGAGGAGGAACAGUGUUUCCUAUUACAGGGAUUCCUAGAUGUUGUUGACUACAACUCCCAUAAUACCCAGCCAAAGGCCAUUUCAGCUGGGGAUCAUCGGCAUUGUAGUCAACAACAUCUGGGAAUCUCUGUUACAGAGAACACUGAUGACAAGGAUUUGCUUGCAUUGUUAAUUAACAGCUAAUGAAUGUAGGUAGGUCUCUGCUUGUGCUGUGAAACGGGGCGGGGGGCUUUUGAGGGCUGUAAGGUACAAAUACUCAAGAAAAGAAAGAACGGUUAACUGAUAUGCAGGACUGAGUAGUCCAGCUGGCUGUUAAGUGGGCACCAGUUAUGCCUUAAAAUGGAGCACUAGGGCUUCCUGGUGGUCUUUGGCCACUUCCUCCCUGUUCCAAAGCUCUCUUUUGUAGUGCUCUUGUGGGUUAUUUCUCUUGUGUAGAAGCACUGACAGGUGCUGAAGUUCUGCAGGCAAGGGACAAAGCCAGACCUCAACACCAGCAAAAGGAGACAAGGUCUUGCCCACUACACCAGUGCUGGAGUCCAAUGCCUGAUUCUGUUCUUUGUUGUCACUGGCUGGCAUACUGCACAAUGUUCCGUCUGCUUGUAACAGAAUGUGCACACAACUCUGCAAGAAUGCUCUUAUGCAAAUCUGGGAACUUGCACAAAUGCAGUUAUGCAAUCAAUGGUCAAUAACAAAUCAAUAACAAAUCAAUAACAAAUGCAGUUAUGCAAUCAAUACAUGGCUUGGGGCCGGGGUAUCUGUCGGACCACAUUUGUCCAUAUGUAUCUGCCAACGUCCUUCACGCAUCAUCUCAAGCCCUGUUCAUGGUCCCACCAUUGACUGUGAAUUGGCUGGCAGGGACAAGCAACAGGACCUUUCAGUUAUGGCCCCUUGGCUCUGGAGCCUCGCCAUGCUCCCUCCCUUAGGGUUUUUUUAAAAAAGAUCUUAAAACUUACUUGCUUAGAGAAGCUUUUUAAUGUGUUUUACUACAGCCUGGUGGGUUAGGGUUUGGGUUUGUUUUAAUAGUUUUUAUUCUACAUUGUGUUUUAUUGUGUUAAAUUUUAUAUUUCUUUCACUGUUUUACUGUUGCGAGCUGCCCCAAGCAGUAUUGUACUGGAGGGAUGGGAUAUAAUUAUUUUAAAGAAUUAAAAAAUAAUAAUAUUUCCAAUGGCCCUUCCUGUGUUUGCACAAGAGUGCUCUUGCACAACUGAGCUACAUUCUGUUACAAGGUGGAUGGAAUGUUGUGCAGAAUGUCAGCCGCUAUGUGGCAGAAGCAGGACCAGGUUCUAUAGAAAUCCUAAUGAUUUAAGGUUUGUUCUAGAUGGGGGGCAGUAGUACAAUUAGGUACACGAAAGGGUUGAACUGCAAUUCUACACAAAUGUGUAAUAAGCCUCUGGUGGCUACUUUUUCUAGGCAAAGCAGCUUGGAGGUAGUGAUGUGCACGAACUGGUUCGCAGGCCAUGUUACAGGCCUGCGAACCAGUUCGCAAGUGGCCAGGUCCGGCGGUCCGACGCUGCGGGGGGGUCGCUUUAAGA
Molecule: messenger RNA, 4559 nt
Organism: Hemicordylus capensis (graceful crag lizard)
Lineage: Eukaryota; Metazoa; Chordata; Lepidosauria; Squamata; Cordylidae
Gene: SLC16A14
Product: solute carrier family 16 member 14
Exons: 5
Coding region: 428-2323 (631 amino acids)
Biological process (GO): monocarboxylic acid transport; transmembrane transport
Molecular function (GO): monocarboxylic acid transmembrane transporter activity
Source: RefSeq, a predicted model, not a curated record